Mytilus trossulus (common blue mussel) is the source of this 3100-nucleotide messenger RNA. Its product is annotated as fatty-acid amide hydrolase 2-like. The record is from RefSeq and is a predicted model, not a curated record. Gene Ontology annotation, cellular component: endomembrane system. The coding region runs from base 167 to 1738 and encodes 523 amino acids. The transcript is spliced from 8 exons. Lineage: Eukaryota; Metazoa; Mollusca; Bivalvia; Mytilida; Mytilidae.
AGCAAACCUACCUUUAGUAAGUGUUUUUCACAUACAAAAAAUAUUGAAUUUUAUUUUUUUUAAAUGCUGAAAUGAGGGUUUCCUAACAAGGAAUUUUAAAGAAGGAUUUAUUUUGUAGUCAAAUAAAAGUGCUGACAAAUAGACUAAGAGAACAAGACAACCCAAAAUGCAUUUGCUUGAGAAGGUAAUAAGAGUUUUCCUGUUUUUGAUUGGGCUGGUACUGAAACCAUUGCUGAAGGUUAUCUUCAACUUUAUCUAUGGCGAUUCAGAAAAGGUUCCAAAGAUAAAACAACAUCUAUGUUUGCACAGUGCUACACGACUGGCUAAGAUGAUUAGAAAUAAAGAGGUGAAAGCAGUAGAAGUGAUGGAAGCUUACAUUGAAAGAGCGAAAGAAAUUAAUCCUAUGGUCAAUGCUAUCAUAGGGGAAAGAUACAAUGAAGCUUUGAAGGAUGCACAAAAAGUGGAUGAUAUUUUGGAUAAAAAGGAGCGUCACGGAAAAUAUUCUGCUGUGAAUGCACCAUUUCUUGGGGUUCCAUUGUCUGCUAAGGAAGCUUUCGGGGUCAAAGGUAUGCCCCAUGCCUCUGGACUGGUAGUUAGAAAAGGUGUAGUAGCAGAAGAGGAUGCGGAAGUUGUGAAAAGAUUGAAAGAAGCUGGUGCUAUACCAUUUAUCAUCACUAAUGUUAGUGAAUUAUGUAUGUGGUAUGAGUCUGCUAACAGAUUGUAUGGGAGGACAAAAAAUGCAUACAAUACUGGCAGAAUUGUUGGGGGAAGUUCAGGUGGAGAAGGUUGUGCUAUAUCUGCAGGAGCAUCAGUAAUGGGAAUUGGUUCAGACAUUGGAGGAAGUAUCAGAAUGCCAUCAUUCUUUAAUGGUAUAUUUGGACACAGACCUUCAAAAGGGUUAGUUCCAAAUGAAGGGCAGUAUCCUAUAGCUGAUGGUUCUGAUGCAGAUUUACUAAGUACUGGACCUAUGUGUAGAUAUUCUGAAGAUUUAUUACCAUUACUUAAAGUUUAUGCUGGAGCAAAAUCUUCUGAAGCUAACUUGGAUCAACAUGUUGAUGUGCGUAAAUUGAAGUUUUAUUAUAUGGAAGAUGAUGGAGGGAGCUUGCUCUGUAGUAAUGUAGAUCAAGAACUCAAAGAUGCUCAGAUAAAGGCAGUGGAAUAUUUGAAGAAUACUGUAGGUGUAAGUGUAGAGAAAGUAGAUAUACAUGAACUGAAAUUUAGUGUUCAGAUUUGGUCCGCCAAAAUGUUGGCGGGAGGCGGAACUUCAUUCUGUGAAUACAUGGCUGAUAAGAAAGGAAAAGUCAAUGCAUUUAAAGAAUUUGCCAAAUGGAUGGUAGGACAAUCAAACCACACUAUACCUGCUAUUGGAUUAGGAAUGGCGGAAAAUUUCAACGGAAUGUCUGACCAGCAAAUUCAAAUGUUUGCUCAAAAGUGUGAUAAACUAGAUGAAGAAUUUCAAAAUAUCCUAGGAAAUGAUGGUGUUUUCUUGUACCCAUCUCAUCCAAAAAUAGCACCAUACCAUAAUGAACCAAUCUUCUAUCCAUUUAAUUUUGCCUAUACUGGUAUUUUCAAUGCUUUAGGAUAUCCUGUCACACAAGUCCCAUUAGGCCUCAGUCAAGAUGGCUUACCUUUAGGAAUGCAGGUGGUCAGCACUAUGAAUAAUGAUAGACUUACUAUUGCUGUGGCUUGUGAACUAGAAAAGUACAAAGGAUGGACUGAACCUGGGUCAAGGUCAUAAUUUGCUCUUGGGGAAAAAUAUACUGUCGAUUCAUUUUUUAAGUUGGAUACCAAUUUUCAUAGAUUUGUGGGUAAAGGUGAACCAAUAAAUAAAAUAUUCAACGUAUCACUAAAUUUCUAUAGGUUUGCAUGCAGAUUUUGCCAAAACCAUAAAUUAAAAUAUCAACGAAAUAUGUAAGUUUUACUCAAUCCACAAAAAUUGGUACUCACGAAAAUAAAUGAAUCCACAGUACAUUAGCUGACAUGGAAAAGCUUAUGUUUAGAAGCUGUUGUUGUGAUUUUAAAUUAUAAGGGAUCAAAUAUUUUUUUCAUUUAUCUUUAUUUUCUUUAUUUAUUGAUAAUUUUUGUUGUUGACUACAAUUGUAUUGUACCGGUAGUGACUGACAAACCAGAUGAAGAAAUCCAAAGUAUUCUUGGUAAUGAUGGUGUUUUCUUGUACUCAUCUCAUCCAAAAAUAGCACCAUACCAUAAUGAAACAAUCUUGAUUUGGGAACAAAUAUAUUCUAGCUACAGCAUUUGACAUGUUAAAGCUUACUGUUUAUAAGCUAUUGUUGUGAUGUAAAAGUCUUAGGGAGCAAAAACUUGUAAUUUUUUUUAGAUUAUUGAUUAUUUAUUUAUUUAAUUGACUGAUUACAAAUGUAGUGUAAUAAAUAUGGUCACAUUUUUCAAGUUAAACUGACCAAAAAUUCAUAGAAACUAGCCUUAAACUACUUUUUAACCUGAUUAGAGAUAGACAAACUAACAGACUAUAAUAUAUUAUAGGCAAGGUGUAAAAAUAAAAGCAUUGUUAAGGCUGAAAAAAAACAUUAAUGUUUGUAAUGGCCCAAAUAUUCAUAAAUAUUUUAGAUGAUGGAUAUUGUAAAUAUUAAUUUUGCUUUAAGUUCACUUUAACACUAAAUAAAGUCAUUUGAAUUUGUUCUAUAUCAAAUAAGGCAUAGAUAAAGAUGAAAAUUUACAAAAACAACGAACAGCAAGUAGUUAUAUGAAUACAUUUGUUGCCCUAUCUUUAUCACCAUAUGAGUAUAUUAAAUCUAUGCUACCUGGUAUCAUUUAACAUUUUACUUGGAUCCAUAUGAAGGAAACCAAAAUUUAGAGUUUUUUUAUGCAUAAUAUAAAUUAGCAACAAAAUAUGAAACUUUUACACAGUAUAACAUGAUAUUGUAGCUAUAAAUUUAGUGUAUGAACAAAUUAUUUAGGCAGCAUAUCAUACUGGUAAUUUAUUUAUGUGCAAUAAUAUAUAUCCAUAUUUAUUACAGUAAUUUCAGUUUUUUUUUCAGAUGAAUAUUUAUUUUGCAUUUGAUUAUUUUAUCUGUGUACACAUGAGGAUAAAAGGGAAAUCCUAAUAAAAACUAUCACCGCUUUG